This is a messenger RNA of Vanrija pseudolonga, 639 nucleotides long. RefSeq names its product Glutathione S-transferase GstB. Bases 1 to 639 code for a protein of 212 amino acids. The record is from RefSeq and is a predicted model, not a curated record. NCBI's taxonomy places the organism in Eukaryota, Fungi, Basidiomycota, Tremellomycetes, Trichosporonales, Trichosporonaceae. The transcript has a single exon.
AUGACCAGCAUCACCAUCUGGGGCCGGCCCAACUCGAACAAUGUCAAGAAGGCGCUGUGGAUCGCGGCCGAGCUGGGGCUCAAGUACAAGCACGUCCUCGCCGGCCUGCAGCACGGGGUGAACAACACGCCCGAGUACCUCGCGCUGAACCCGAACGGCGUCAUCCCGACGCUGCAGGACGGCGACUUUGUGCUGUGGGAGUCGAACGCGAUCGUGCGCUACCUGGCGGCCGAGUACGCCGCGUCCAGCGGCCACCCCGAGCUGUGGCCCGCGAGCGCGCGCACCCGCGCCGAGGGCGACAAGUGGAUGGACUGGACGUCGAGCACCUUUGCCGGCGUGUACCGCGACGUCUUCUGGGGCUUCUUCCGCACCGCGCCCGCCGAGCGCGACAUGGAGCUCAUCAACGGCAACCUCGCCAAGGUCAACAAGCUCAUGGCGAUCGUCGACGCCCAGCUGGCCAAGACGCAGUACCUCUCCGGCAGCGAGUUUGGCGUCGGCGACAUCCCCCUCGGCUGCUUCAUCUACACCUACUUCAACCUCCCCGUCGAGCGGCCCAACCUCCCCAACCUCGAGCGCUGGUACAACGACUUGCAGAAGCGCAAGGCGUACCAGGACGUGGUGAUGCUUCCUAUCGACUAG